This is a messenger RNA of Sinocyclocheilus anshuiensis, 522 nucleotides long. Its product is annotated as utrophin-like. The coding region runs from base 1 to 522 and encodes 173 amino acids. The transcript is spliced from 5 exons. The record is from RefSeq and is a predicted model, not a curated record. NCBI's taxonomy places the organism in Eukaryota, Metazoa, Chordata, Actinopteri, Cypriniformes, Cyprinidae.
AUGGCUGUGGUGAGAUCUUCACUGCAGAAAGUGAUGCUUUUUCUACAACACAUCCAAAGAAUGGCUGUCACGUCACCACGUUAUCAGAAACUGUGCAAGGACAUUCAGACAGAUGUUGAUACCCAGACUGAUCUUUCUAAAAGGGCACUGGGGGGUCAGAUCCCGAAUACCAUGGCACAAGAGCUUGAUAAGUUUGGAGAUCUGGACCACAUUCAUAUAGCCUCGAGAAGAGAGUGUUUCGAGGCCGGUGCGGAGAAAUGGACAGGACUCAUAGCCAUCCUUGAAGAGCUUUGGUUCUGGGUAAAGCUGAAAGAUGAGGAGCUGACAAGGCAGAGGCCGGUGGGAGAAGAUGUACAUACUUUACUGCAGAAACAAGGCUACUGUACGGCCUUGCACAGUGAGUUGACUGGACGGAGACAGGAUAUGAAUCAGACAUGUCUGUCUCUGGCUGUUCAACCUACAACAAUGGAAGUCCAGAGCAAUAUAGAGACGGCUUCAGAUGCCACCAAGUGUCAAAUUUGA